Molecule: messenger RNA, 630 nt
Organism: Macrosiphum euphorbiae (potato aphid)
Lineage: Eukaryota; Metazoa; Arthropoda; Insecta; Hemiptera; Aphididae
Source: the annotation of a GenBank genome assembly
AUGUCUCACAUUAUGAUCAUUUUCAAGUCGAUGUUGGCAAUCGCCGUUAUUUUCAGUGUAGUGUUUGCAGCUCCCAAUCCAGACUCAUCCGAACAGAGUACCGUAACUGAUGAACCCGGAUCGUCCAUUAUAGAGGACAAUGACUAUGUGUCUCCGACUACGUCGAUCGGAGAUUUCGACGAAGAUGCUUCUCUGGCUGACAGCAAUGAUAGCGAUGUGGCUUCCGCCGACGACAACGGCCUAAGAAGCGGAUACGAUUCGGAGAGCAUCAUUAAAGUCAGCGAAUUACCAUCCACCGGAAUGCUGACGAAAAAAGCUAUAGUGGUAUUCCAGAUAUUCGACAAGAUUAUCGAAAUUCCAAUUAAUGUAUUGCGGUAUAUCAAUGUAUACUUAAACCAGAAACUAAUGUAUCGAGGACAACCUGCAGGAGAGGCUGUCAGUUCCGACGGGCCUGCUGGAUCCUCCUGGAACGGAACAGCCGGUGCUUCAGUGAUGGUACCGACACAAUCAAAUUACGAUGCCAUAUUCAACAUUCCGAUCACAGCAAUGAGGUCGGUCCAGAACCUGUUCAACUGGGUGGUUGAAAAGCUGUGUAAGAACCGUGGUAUAUGUAACAGCGGUGCCCACUGA